CCGGCGGGCGCGUCUACUGGAGGACCUCCGCCGAAACACUCGCCUCGCUCGAUGUCGGGUCCAUGGAGUUCUCCCAUGUACCCCUCCCGGAGAAACUGUGCCGCUACUUCCCCUACGUUGUAGGGGACACGGAGGACGGCACGACCUGCAUCGUAUCCGUCUCAGCCAAAACCGCUGGCCUUGACAUCAGGGUGUGGUUUCUCAAGGGGGGCAAAUGGGAGGAGCAGCGGAGAGUGGAUGCUUCCCAUAUGUUGGGCGCCGAUCGCAUCAGCGCGGCCAAGGUCUGCAAUGUGACUGCUGGCGUCGUGCUGCUCUCCACCGGCAACAAGCAUAAAGGCCUUGGGUAUGUUGCCUUUAGGAUCAAGGACACACCCGGGGAAGGUGGAACCAAGUUGGCGGAGUUCUUCACCUCUGCUGGAUGGGUGCACCCCUAUUUCAUGGCGUGGCCACGCCCCAGCUUAAAGGCUGCUAAGACUACUAGUGAAAGUGAGCAAAAAGGUGUUGCUGGUUUGAACAAGAAGAAACAAGUGUGACGGAUAAAGAAGCUGGUGUCUGUGAGAGGAAUAAACCAAGUCUAAAGCACUAGAAGCAACGCCUCCGAGUGUUUGAUGUAUUCAAGUGUUCAGUUAGCCUGUGCUCUUUUGUUCUGCUCUUAGCUUGCAAUCGAACCAAGAAGUUGUGGUCAUGUUAGUCAAACUCCACUUGUAGUGUCAAAUCGUGUGUCAUGGUGUCUAGUGAUUUCAGCCGGUGAACUUUCUUCCAACAUUCUGAAGAAAACUUGUGCCGAAUGAUGCUCACACUGUCUCAUAUACUCAUG
Molecule: messenger RNA, 817 nt
Organism: Lolium rigidum
Lineage: Eukaryota; Viridiplantae; Streptophyta; Magnoliopsida; Poales; Poaceae
Exons: 2
Coding region: 63-533 (156 amino acids)
Source: RefSeq, a predicted model, not a curated record